AUGAGGUUGAUUUUUCUUCUAUUGAUUUUUACUUCUAUUUCUUUUGCCGCUGAUGGCAAUUUUGAAGCUGCAAAGAUUACCUUCGUCGACCUGAUUCCGAAAGAAAUUUUUGCCGAUUUUUCGACGGAUCUUCAGGAUUUUCUGAAAGGUCUUACCGAUGUGGAUUUGGCAUAUCUGUUCGGGUUGACCUGGAGCCAGCAGGAGUUCAAGGGGAAGAACUUCGAGGAGGUCCUUCAAACCCUGGAGAACGGAGCCAAAUCGGAUGCCGAAAAGGCCACGAUUUUCAAAAUCGGAAAAUUGAUGGAUGCGUAUAAAAAGAGGUACGAUCGGAUGACGCCUAAAGCACAGGAAUACGUUGAUGAGGUCUAUGAAUCCUCCAAAUCCGGGCUGACCCUGGAUGACGAGAGGCGAGAAAGAUGGGUUCGAGAAUGCCGACGAAAGUUCAGAAAACUGUCACAUGAAGAUCGGGAGAGUCUGAAGCCCAAUUUCCCCCUGGUCUACAAACUGUUCCGAGACAACCGCUUCACGUCGAAGCUGGAGACGCAAAUCCGGAAGCUGAUGAGCGGAGCGGCUCCAUUUACAACUAAC
Mesorhabditis spiculigera is the source of this 588-nucleotide messenger RNA. The record is from the annotation of a GenBank genome assembly. NCBI's taxonomy places the organism in Eukaryota, Metazoa, Nematoda, Chromadorea, Rhabditida, Rhabditidae.